CCACCAUGAUCGCCUUGUAUAUUCCAAACAAGGAAACACUUUCCUCGAGUCUCUGUGUUCCAGCUCCAGAGUUUGAUUUGCAGGUGGUCGCCGACGUCUCCCGUCGAGAUGUUGCGCCCACAGCAGAUGCUGCACGUUGGCCGUGACCGCCGUAUAAAGCUGAGGUAAGUUUGAUAGAUGCAUCCCGAGGAUUCAUAGCACCACAGGAACGUGUCCAAAAUGGCGUCCGAGACAGUAGUCCUACCUGCGGCAGUGCCGACUCAUGCGUUCACCAAAGUCGAGCCCUUUCAGCAGUCACCUGUUCAGACAACCUUCAAUCCUUCACACCAUCUAUGCUUCGAGCCUCCCAAAUCUAUCGUCACAUUGAAGGAACUCCUCCUCUCCGAGGAAGAUGCCAUUUCUCCUGUCGCCAUCACGGAGCCUUUCCCUCUGUUUACCCUCGAAGGCGUCAAGCAAAUGCGAGCAGAUCUCUUCCGUAAGGAGGUGGUUGAAAAACAUGGAAAUAGGACACUCAAGCACUGCUACAAGAUGAGAGGCUACUCCAAGGACACACCAUUCGUCGACACGGUUUGGCGCCAUGAGGAUGUCAUCAACGCGUGCUCUCGCGCCGCCGGUGUGGAGCUUGACGUCGUCUUUGACUACGAGAUUGCCCAUAUCAACGUGCAAGUUGAUGCCCUUGAAGAUGACAUGGCUUUGGGCGAUGCACUGCCACCGGCAUUUCCCCCAAACCAGUCUACUGUGACGAAACCUCCUGCCAUUGAUCAUUCUGAGGAGCUUUCGAAGGUCGGCUUGUGGCAUACAGAUUCAUACCCCUGGGUUUGUGUUUGCAUGCUAUCUGAUCCCAGCAAUAUGGUAGGAGGCGAGACCGGCCUGAGAAAGGGGGAUGGCUCCAUUGCUAAAUACAGAGGGCCACAAGUCGGCUGGGCUGUGAUGAUGCAGGGAGGCUGUAUUGAACAUAUUGCUUUGAAGGCGAAGGGUACCGGCGAACGGGUCACCAUGGUCACUUCAUUUCGGCCAAAAGAUCCCAAUCUGAAGGACGUAAGCAACCUUGGCAAUGUCAAGAGGAGCAGUAACUGGGAUGCGCUGUUUAAACAGUGGUCUACAUAUCGCCUCGACGUGCUUGAGAAACGUGCGAAGUACCUGAGAGACCGCAUCCAGGAAGGCAGCCUCCCUGCCACGGAGAUCGCGAAGCUCAUGGCCGAGUGGAAUGAGGAGCAAUUUGCAUAUAUGAAUCACACGGCGGUGGAAAUGACUGGGGAUGGUAACGCUGGCUCUCAAUACUAAGUGUAGAUACCUUGGUAGGUAACUAUAUCGAGCAGACACCCAAUCUUUGCACCGGCGCAGGCAUAGCCAGCCAUUCAAC
Molecule: messenger RNA, 1363 nt
Organism: Exophiala viscosa
Lineage: Eukaryota; Fungi; Ascomycota; Eurotiomycetes; Chaetothyriales; Herpotrichiellaceae
Exons: 1
Coding region: 220-1284 (354 amino acids)
Source: RefSeq, a predicted model, not a curated record